Messenger RNA from Salvelinus sp. IW2-2015, 2398 nucleotides. RefSeq names its product FERRY endosomal RAB5 effector complex subunit 3. Gene Ontology annotation, biological process: regulation of mast cell degranulation. Gene Ontology annotation, cellular component: cytoplasm. Lineage: Eukaryota; Metazoa; Chordata; Actinopteri; Salmoniformes; Salmonidae. The record is from RefSeq and is a predicted model, not a curated record.
GCUAGCUCAGUUGUGUCAAUCAGAUGAUUGUCCAAACAAGGACACUUACACGGGCGUCAGUUUACAUCCACAAAAUACUAAUGUACAGCUGAGAAAAUGAAGAAAAACAAGGGAAAGGUGAACACCACCACUGAGAAGGAGUUUGUGUUUCAGUUCAGGGCAGGGAGGAAUGUCUGUGUCCUCAAAGUACCUCUGCAAUUCCCUGUCCAAGAAAAUGUCAGUGAUCUUCAUGGACGACUUAUGCUGCUGCACAAAAUACCUUGCUUCGUUGAGAAUGAACUGAAGAGCACACUGUCCACCUUUAUUGAGAGUGAAACCAUCCAGGACUAUGACAGAGAAGCAGAGUUGGCCCUACGGAAGCUGACAACAGGAGAGGUGGACAUCAACCAGCUUACAAACACAUGGGCAAAGGCCUACUCGGAGACCACGCUGGAACAUGCUCGUCCUGAGGAUCCCUGCUGGGAUGAGGACUUUGCAGAUGUUUACCACGAGCUCAUCCACUCCCCGGCCUCUGACACCCUGCUCAACCUGGAACACAACUACUUUGUCAGUGUCUCGGAGCUCAUCAGUGAGAGAGACAUGGAGCUGAAGAAGUUACAAGAGAGACAGGCAGCAGAGAUGGACAAAGUCAUGCAGGAGCUGGGAAAGACAUUGACUGACCAGGAUGUAAAUGCAUUUGCCUCUCAACACUUCGAUGCCCAGCAGGUGCUGGAGAACAAGUGGGCCAAUGAACUGAAACAGGUGACUCAUAUUCAGAAGCAGGAGUAUCAGGAGUGGGUGAUCAAACUGCACCAGGACAUGCAGAACCCCAAUAACAGCACUAUUAAUGAGGAGAUCAAGGUGCAGCCCAGUCAGCUGACAGUGGAGUCUGAGCCUGGGGCCAGGCUGUAUGAGGAGCAGCGACAGCUGGAGGAGAGCUUCACUAUCCACUUAGGUGCACAGCUGAAGACCAUGCACAACCUGCGGCUGGUGCGGGCAGACGUGCUGGACUUCUGUAAACACCGUCGGCAUGGCAGCAGCGGGACCAAGCUGCGGCGGCUGCAGACUGCUCUGUCGCUCUACUCCUCGUCCCUGUGUGGCCUGGUGCUUCUGGUGGACAACCGGGUCAACUCCUAUAGCGGCAUCAAGAGAGACUUUGCCACAGUAUCUAAGGAGUGUACAGACUUCCACUUCCCUCGGCUGGAGGAGCAGCUGGAGGUGGUCCAGCAGGUGGUGCUUUACGCCCGGACUCAGAGGAGCAGCAAGCACAAAGUUCAGCCGGAGGUUCCUAAGAAUGGAACUAAUAGUGAAGAUAAAAACAAAAAUUUGGAAAGGAAUCCCUCCAAUAUCUUACCAGGUGAAUUCUACAUCUCCCGCCACUCCAACCUGUCUGAGGUCCACAUAGUGUUCCACCUGUGUGUGGAUGACAACGUGCGCUCAGGCAACAUCACGGCACGGGACCCUGCCAUCAUGGGCCUCCGCAACAUCCUCAAGGUCUGCUGCACUCACGACGUCACCACCAUCACCAUCCCUCUGCUACUGGUCCACGACAUGUCAGAGGAGAUGACCAUCCCGUGGUGCCUGAAGCGGGCCGAGCUGGUCUUCAAAUGUGUCAAAGGUUUCAUGAUGGAGAUGGCAUCGUGGGAUGGAGGGAURUCACGGACUGUCCAGUUUCUAGUUCCACAGAGUAUAUCAGAGGAGAUGUUCUACCAGUUGAGCAACAUGCUGCCUCAGAUCUUCCGCGUCUCCUCCACCCUCACGCUCACCUCCAAACGCUGACGGAGACACAUGACCAAUCACAUUGGCUUGGCAACUGUCAACACUGAGUUCCAGCAAACAUAUUUAAAUAGUUGCAUUUCACAGGGGUUAGUGUGAUGGAUGACUUUAGAGCUUCCUGUCACAAGUGAUUAUCAACCCCUGUGUAAUUAGCAUCUUGAGGCAAGGCGACAUCAUCUCGGGGCAAGGCGACAUCAUCUUGCCAAAAAGAUAGAUUGUGUCGUUGUCCGAGACGAGCAUUAUGCAGUGUUUGUGCAUUGCAGUGAAUUAUAGUGAAGGCUCUGUCAUUAUUCCUCUCCACUCCAGUAACAGCAGAGGGCACUGUUCUCAGAGACGAAGCCCCCAACUCUCUGAUAGAUGUUUAAUCUACUUUGUGCCUAAACAUGGACUUUAUUAUAUUUUGUUAUGAAACUGACAGUUGGCAUUAAAGUUGCACCCUAUUGAGCAUACACAAGUUCAGCACUUAAACUUUUCGAUGUGGCAUUCCAAUGAACUCAUUCCAAUUUACUCCGUGUUUACACCUAUAUCGGCGGUAAAUGUUUUUAGUAGAAAUGUAUGUAAGGAGUGUUGAAACGGUUUCAAGGAGAAUGACAGGCUGUGUAUAUAGUCACAAACUUACAUUACAGAUCUAAUGUGAAUCUCA